UUGCUGACUAAAGAAGAAAAGAUGGUGUAUACGGAGAAGGCUCAAAAGUGGAAUGAAAAGAAAUGUUCUCGGAAGACAGUGAAGGAGACUUGCAAUCUGACUCAUCCGGUUCCUGCUUGUCUGACCACAAUGCCCCAAGUGACUUUACUUCCAGAUGCCUCUGCUAUGUCUUGGAAGACUGAUCAGGAUGUGGUUGCAGACAUCUUCUACUUCCUGAACAUUUACAGCCAUGGCAGGCUGCCCUCCCACUGUGAACAGCGCUUCCUUCCUUGCGAGAUUGGGUGUGUCAGGUACUCCCUACAGGAUGGCAUUAUGGCUGAUUUCCAUCACUUCAUAGAUCCAGAAGUACCACCACGUGGUUUUUGGUACCACUGCCAGGCUGCUAGUGAUGCCACUCAUAAGAUCCCUAUAUCUGGAUUUCAUCUUUCACGUACUUCUUACGCAGUUGUCUUAAGUGAACUUCUUGACUUUGUCCAGCUAGCCAGUGGUGCUCAGCCUCGAUUUUACUGCAGGUCUCGUGACAGAUUCCAAAUCAGCUGGUGUCUCAGUCGAAUGGCCAGCAUAACAGGCCUUGAGAGCCGUCUGGAGCUUCUUGCUGUAGAAGACCUGGUAGUAGAACUCUACCAGAAGAAGUACAAAAAGGAGCCGUCCAAGACUUGGGUGUGUAGAGAACUGGAUGUCUGCCUGUGGGAUUUCUCUAGUAAUACCAGGUGCAAGUGGCAUGAAGAGAAUGAUACGCUCUGCUGUGCUUUGUCGUCCUGCAAGAAAAUUGCCUACUGCAUCAGUAAAUCUUUAGCUAGUUUGUAUGGAGUCUCGCUGACAGCAGCUCACCUGCCCGUUCAAGACUGUGGUUAUGGUGAAGGCAAAAGUGAUUCUCCGUGUGGUGCGAAGACUUCCCUUUAUGGAAGUACCAUGCAAGGAAGAGGAAUUACUCGAUUGCUGGAAAGUGCAUCUGAUCUGUCCGUCUUUCAGUAA
Eurypyga helias (sunbittern) is the source of this 975-nucleotide messenger RNA. RefSeq names its product maelstrom spermatogenic transposon silencer (gene MAEL). Gene Ontology annotation, molecular function: sequence-specific DNA binding. Gene Ontology annotation, biological process: piRNA processing; regulation of miRNA-mediated gene silencing; negative regulation of DNA-templated transcription. Gene Ontology annotation, cellular component: P granule; nucleus. The record is from RefSeq and is a predicted model, not a curated record. The annotation marks the transcript as partial. Lineage: Eukaryota; Metazoa; Chordata; Aves; Eurypygiformes; Eurypygidae. The transcript has 10 exons.